AUGACUUUUAACUGUUUUGGAGGAUCUAAAACUUGUGUACCUGCAGCCAUCGAUAAGGAUGAAGAAUUUGUAGAAGAGUUUAAUAGAUUAAAAACUUUUGCUAAUUUUCCAAGUAGUAGUCCUGUUUCAGCAUCAACGCUAGCACGAGCUGGUUUUCUAUAUACUGGUGAAGGAGACACCGUGCAGUGCUUUAGUUGUCACGCAGCAGUAGAUAGAUGGCAGUAUGGAGACUCAGCAGUUGGAAGACACAGGAAAGUAUCCCCAAAUUGCAGAUUUAUCAAUGGCUAUUAUUUUGAAAAUAAUGCCGCGCAACCUACCAAUUCUGGCAUCCAGAAUUGUCAGUACAAAGCUGAAAACUACCUGGGAGACAGAAAUCAUUUUGCUUUAGACAGGUCAUCUGAGACUCAUGCAGACUAUCUUUUGAGAACUGGACAGGUUGUAGAUAUGUCCGACACUGUAUACCCGAGGAACCCUGCCAUGUGUAGUGAAGAAGCUCGGUUAAAGUCAUUUCAGAACUGGCCAGACUAUGCCCACUUAACCCCAAGAGAGUUAGCUAGUGCUGGGCUCUACUAUACAGGUGUUGAUGACCAAGUGCAGUGCUUUUGUUGUGGUGGAAAACUGAAAAAUUGGGAACCUUGUGAUCGUGCAUGGUCAGAACACAGGCGACACUUUCCCAAUUGCUUCUUUGUUUUGGGACGGAAUGUUAAUAUUCGAAAUGAAUCUGAUGUCCUGGGUUCUGAUAGGAAUUUCCCAAAUUCAACAAAUUCUCCAAGAAACCCAUCCAUGGCAGAUUAUGAAGCACGGAUCAUUACUUUUGGGACGUGGAUGUACUCUGUUAACAAGGAGCAGCUUGCAAGAGCUGGAUUUUAUGCUUUAGGUGAAGGUGAUAAAGUAAAGUGUUUUCAAUGUGGAGGAGGGCUAACUAAUUGGAAGCCCAAUGAAGACCCUUGGGAAGAACAUGCUAAGUGGUAUCCAGGGUGUAAAUAUCUGUUAGAAGAGAAGGGACAAGAAUAUAUAAACAACAUUCAUUUAACUCAUUCACUUGAGGAGUCUGUGGGAAGAACUUCUGAAAAAACACCAUCACUAACUAAAAGAAUUGAUGAUAACAUCUUUCAAAGUCCUUUGAUACAUGAAGCUAUACGAAUGGGAUUCAGUUUCCGAGACAUUAAGCAAAAAAUGGAGGAAAAAAUUCAGACAUCUGGGAGCAACUAUAAAUCACUGGAAGUUCUGGUUGCAGAUUUAGUGAGCACUCAGAAAGACAGUACACAACAUGAAUCAAGUCAGACUUCAUUGCAGAAAGAGAUUAGUGUUGAAGAGCAACUAAGGCUCCUGCAAGAGGAGAAGCUUUGCAAAAUCUGUAUGGAUAGAAAUAUUGCUAUGGCGUUUAUUCCGUGUGGACAUCUGGUCACUUGUAAACAAUGUGCUGAAGCAGUUGAUAAAUGUCCUAUGUGCUACACAAUCAUUACUUUCAAACAAAAAAUUUUUAUGUCUUAA
This is a messenger RNA of Pipistrellus nathusii (Nathusius's pipistrelle), 1494 nucleotides long. Lineage: Eukaryota; Metazoa; Chordata; Mammalia; Chiroptera; Vespertilionidae. The record is from the annotation of a GenBank genome assembly.